Molecule: messenger RNA, 2751 nt
Organism: Erpetoichthys calabaricus (reedfish)
Lineage: Eukaryota; Metazoa; Chordata; Cladistia; Polypteriformes; Polypteridae
Gene: lcp2a
Product: lymphocyte cytosolic protein 2a
Exons: 21
Coding region: 343-1938 (531 amino acids)
Biological process (GO): intracellular signal transduction; cell surface receptor protein tyrosine kinase signaling pathway
Molecular function (GO): protein binding
Source: RefSeq, a predicted model, not a curated record
AGGAAGCGGUGGAGGAAGUGAAAGGCUCAUUUCUUCGAAGCCCACUUCUUUCUCUCCAGCCUUGGAUCGAGGGUCCGUCUUCUGGAUUUGAAGACUGCGGCGCUGACCCGCUCGACGCCUUCACGUGCAACAGGAAAUCAAGUUUUGCUGAAAAAGGCCCGGUGCCCGUGGCAUGGUGGCCGGCCUACACACUUCCUCCAUGCAGCUAUAAAGCAGCAGCAGCAGCCGGGGUGGUGCUCGACGCCAGGGAGCCAUUUUCUUUGGGCUUCUCGCGCCGAGCGGCAUGAGCGAGUGACUUGGCGAGGCAGGACCAGAGGACAAGGACGCACUCGCAUUGUCACCAUGAACUUCAGCCACGUCCCGAGCAGAUCUGAGGUCACACAGUGGGGGCCAAGCCAGCUGGCGGACUACCUGAAGUCGAUGAACCUGAAAGACUGCGACAAGGUCGUCAAGAAGCACAACAUCAACGGGCACCGCUUCCUGGAGCUCUCCGAGAACGACCUGCAGAAGUUCCCCAAGACGCACGCCCCCUUAGUUACUCGUCUUUGCAUCGAAAUCAAAAAAAAGGAGGACCGCCGAGGCUUUUUCAGCAAAAAGCCAGCAGCUCCGAAGUACCAAGAGCAAGAAUGCAUGCAAGACGAAGCCGGCUGGGACUCGGAGGAAUUUGAAGACGACGAUGACUACGAAAGCCCAGAUGCAGAAGACGACAUUGGCAGCGAUGGAGAUUACGAAGACCCAACCGAAGAUGGCGAGGGGGAAAGUGACAACGAGUACGAGCCACCGCCUGUCGAGCCCAAUGAGGAGCAGCAGAGCAGGAUUCACGCGGCCAAGCCCAUCAGCAACAAUGCCGACUACAUUGAUAACCCGAGCCGGGCACCUUCCAUGAAGAUGGCACCAAGUCAGCCCCCCAUUCCUCCUCAGCGGCCAGGAUCCCUGCCAGGCGGCCGCACCAACAUGGCAGUCCCUCCGCCGCCCAAGAGAGAGGAGUCUCCUCAGCGAGGCUUUAGGCCACCCAAAGCAGCUGCCUCUGCACCUCUGGGACCUUCGAUAGACAGAAGUAAGAAGCCAUCCACCUUGGAACGGGGCGCAGCGGGCCUCCCGGACAGAGACGCGCCUGUAUUGGGAAAGAAGCCCCCCUUUGCUGACAAGGGCAACGUGCCACUGCCCAGGCCUUCAUCUGUAGAAAAGCUGCCAAACGUCAGCAAAGUAAGCAAACCUCCACUCGCCAACGAGCGGGCCGAUGCCGGCAUGGCUCGCAGACCACCUGCACAAAGGCCUUGGGCUCAGGACAGAAGAGAUGAGCCACAUGACGAUGGUUUGUUGCCGCGACCUCCGGUUCCUCAGCCCGGCAAUUCUCCGUUCAAUUCUAACACCUACCCUUCCAAAGCACUGCCACCCAAGCCGGGCUCGUUUGGUGCCGACAGCCAAGGGGCCUCCAGGACUUUGCCGCCUCGACUCCAGCCAGGUGUAAAUGUCAACCGGUCACACUCGAGGGGACCCAGUGACAUGAAGUCACCAGCACCCCCACAGCAGCCUCAUCGGCCCAACGCAGCGGCGUCAUCUUACGCUGCAGACAACCAGGAUCUCAACUCUGAGUGGUACAUUGCGGGGAUAAGUCGCAAGGAAGCAGAGGAGUGCGUCUGGACAAUGAAUCAGGAUGGAGCCUUCCUCGUCAGAGACAGCUCUAAGCGGUCCACCACUCAGCCGUACGUUCUAAUGGUUCUCUACCAGGAUAAGGUGUUUAACAUUCAGAUUCGCUAUCAAGAGGAGCAAAGAGUGUACCUUUUAGGAACCGGAAUCAAAGGAAAGGAGAAUUUCUCUUCAGUAACAGAAAUCAUUGAAUACCACAAGCAAGCCCCCCUUCUUCUCAUCGAUGGCAAGGACCGUGGAUCAGGGCACAAGAGGCAGUGCUGCCUGACAUACCCGGCGCAGUACUGAGGGGGGUGCUUGGCACUCCUGCACAUCUGAAAGCUGUAGAAGGCACAUGGCAUUUCUUAAACUUUACAGCAAGUAGCGGAAUGAUUCAAUAAACCGUAAUUUAUUCACAGUAGCCCAGCACGUGCCCUUUUUCUUCUCCCGUGUAGGCAGUCUGAGUAGCAGGCUACUCCCAAAGAUUUCUCGGAGCUGUAAUACAUGUGUGUAGUUUACCUAAAUUGUGCCUUUUAAUACAUGCGUAUGGACUAUUCUUAUUUUUCUCUUCUUCACUGGUUAUUUUGGUGUCGUGACUUGGAUUGCGGUUAGAUUAGAAUUGCCUGUUUGAUUCUUUUGCCACCUAAACCUUGCCCUCCACAUUAAUGGUACUGAAGCGGCCUUGCCAUCAGUUCAGGCUGGUGGUAAACCUGGAGCUGCGUGGUCCUCGGAGAGCUGCAGAGAAGGCGCCGCUCCUGGAGAGACUUCCCAGAAGUGAGACCCUCUCUCCUCGGCCACAUUCAGCAUUUUCACUUUCUCUGGGUGACUGAAGCACACGGUCAGACUGCACUGCAGGAGCUGAGUCUUAACUGAAAGAAAGCCAAAUGACAAAAGACUUUUUAUGUUUGUUUACAUUUUUGUUUGUCUGAAUAUGAAUAGACAUUUCAUGCUGAAUCUUCAGGAUUUAGAUUUCAAAUGAAGCAAAGCUAACAUAAAAGCUACCAACCUGAGAUUGGGGCGGCCGACUGACUUUUGAAAAUGUGCUCUUCAUGUGAAGCUGAUGUUUACUGUUGUUAUGUUAUAUCCAUUUUUAACAAAUAAACUCGUAAUGUGUUUGCUGCA